UUAUUCUACCAUAUGGAAAUUGAAUUUGCCAUCGUAACUGUUGGCUUUAAAAUAUGGUUUUUAGGGAAAGAGUGGUCAAUGUGACCCAGAUUGAUAUAAUAACUUACCCAGUUUAGACCAUUUGAUGGAUGAGUUGGAUAAUGUGAUAAACGAUUUUUUAUUGUAAAAACUAACGAAGCUAUAAGUGUAAAAAACGUUUCUAUUGGAAAAGUACUCCUUUUUAGAUCUACUUCUGAAACUGAAUGUUGCAGAUAGAGCUCUAGAUAUAUUUUUCAACUCUGCAUUAUUCACUCUACACUUCAUUUCAUUUUUCCAAGAGUGCUGCACUUAUUCCAGACAUUUUUCCUGGGAAUAUUUCCCUUUGACUGCAUAAAUGACUUUGUCCGGUAAUUUGCCCCGAUGUUUUGCAACUCCCAGUCUCAUUAUUUCUGCUUUUUUUUUUAGGGGAUUCCCACACCCCCUUUUUUUCUGUGUAGCGGAUAAUUAUGCUAUGCUAAACAUUGUCUCACACUCGUCGUUCUGCCUUUUGCUCGCCCACACUUGAAUUUAUGGAUGGAAUACUUGGCGAACAAAGUUGUGAAUACAAAAAGCGUUUCCCCUUCCAGCAAUUAGACGCCAUUUCCAUUAGCGUUUAACCAUUUAACAUUUUUCUUCUUCAUGACCACGUUUUUUUCUAUGUUUUCUUUUUUUUUGCUUUUUGGUUGGUUUGCCUAACAAGUCUUCACACCUGCCCACAUCCUAAGCAAAUAUAUUAGUGUUGCGGGAAAAAGAGAAGUUGUUUAGGAAAAAAUCUUGUCACUUGUUGCCAAUUAAGAGGAAAAACAACGAGCACCCUGAUGAUCGUACAUCAAGUGGUGGGGUCGGUCGGUCGGUGUGUCUGUCUCUAUAUGUCUGGGCUCCCUCGUUUCCCAGUUUCAGAGUUCUCCAGCUUUCCACUUCUUCAGUUUUUCAGUUGCUCAGUUGUUCAGUUCUUUAGCUCCUCAGCGGACCAGCGGACCAGAGGCGGUCAACGUCUGACGCUGGCGGCGCAGCUGCUUCAAUUAGCUCAGUCUGUUUAUUUGCAGAUUUUUUUGCAGCUUUUGUUUUGAUUUUUACUUUUUUUUCUGUGCCUUCACUGUUUUGAAUGAGCAGAUUUUUUGCCUGGUUUGGCACAUGUGAAAAAAAGCAGAGAAGGCGAUCCGAAAAGAAUCAUUUCUUCAACUGUUUAAUUGCAGUUGCCUUUGGUUGAUGUUGUUGUUGUUGUCUGGCUGCCUGGCUUUUGCAUUUAAUUACUUUGUUUAUGGCCCCGGCAGCAACAAUAAAACUUCAAUUUAUGUGUGUUCUCUUUGGCACCCACCCCCCCCACUCCCCCGCUGUAGUCGAAUUCCAAUGCACCAAUUGACAGGCAUCCACACCCAACCCCCUCAACCUCCAGCCACCCCACCUCCUUUUCCAUCUCCUGCUCCUUUUCGCUGGCCUUUGUUAUGUAAACAACGCGAACUUUAUAUUUUUUGUGUCGACGCUGCAAUACUAAAACCAACUUAACUCAACUCGCCGCCCUGCCGCCCAAAAACGGAGGAAAAAAAAAAUGGGAGGGAAAAAGAAAGGGAAAACCACCCACAAUUCGCAUUCUAACUGAAGGCAAAAGUUUUUCCUUGCACAAAUAACUCGACUUCUGCGACUCAACUCGCUUUGAAUGCUUUGCAAUUUCCGCUCUUCUAAAUUUGUUGAAAAUAUUUCUUCCACCCCCUACUCCCCCCUUGUAGCCCGCCUUCCGAAAAGCGAGAAAAACUUUUCUGCUGUGCUGUGGGAAUAACAACAACGACAACAACAAGAGCAACAACAACAACAUGGUAGCACAACCCAUGACUGACUGCCCAACCUUGCGUAAUAUUUUAAUAAAUUUUGUCGCCAGGCAUUCGGCUCCCCAUUUUCCCACUGGAGCGAGCGAGCCAGAUAGAAUGCGGGUGGGAGCGAGAGGGCGACACACAAUAGCAGCUCUGAUUGCUGCCACUAACCUUUGUCCGAUUUCCGUUCGCCAUUCCAGUUGUGCGGCGCCUGCGUCCUAAUUAAAAACGCUGGCAAAAUGUAGGAUAAUAGCAGCAAAAGUGCGUCGAACCUGUCAAGCAAAAAAGGAAUAAAACACGUAAAGAAACGGGUGAUAUUUUAAAGAAAUAACAAACAGAAAGGAAAAGGUGGCAUUUUAAAGGAAAAACACACGGAAAGAAAGAGAUGAUAUUUCAAAGAUAUUCACUAAACGGCUAUUAACUUUCUGCAGUGAAGUUCGAUAUGCCACUCCACUAGAAAUAUAAAAUUUCAAACCGAAAUUAAUUCAAACAUAAUUGAAGUUCAAAUAUGUGAAUCUUUGUGAUUAAUCAUUACAUUACAUCAAAAAAAAAUUGUAUUUGAUAAUUGCAAAAUUACAUACUAUAAACAUUGACAUCAUUAAACUAUUGGCAAUUUAUUUUUUGAUUAAACAAAUUGACUGAUGCGUUCUUAGGAUACUUGAAUUUAUAAUGAAAGCAUGGCAUUAUAAUCUUCUGUCAUACUUAUUAUUUUUCCGCUGUGCAAGGAUCAGCCAAGCAGCAGGACAUGGCCUGUCACUUGAUUCCUGCGACGGAGUGGAGUGUGCACCGGUGGAAUUUCCAUGUCAAAGCAGAUUUUCUAACUGAUUUCAUGUCCAGCGAUUUGAGGCGCUCAACAAUUUCUAGUUUGCCAUCCAACUUGCGGCAUCCCGCUCUCUCCGAUGUCCUGUUUUUGUUCCUGUUCCUGUUUCUGCUGUUGUUGCUGUUGCUGUUGCCGUUGUUGUUGGUCCUGUUCCUGGGCGUACUGAUGAUGGCUGAUGGCGUUGGUGGCGGCGCCCACUGAUGUGGUAAUAAACACCCCUUGUGCAGUCUAAUGGACCGUAAUUAACUCGUGCGUCGACUGCGACUGCGACGGCGACUGCGAAUGCGACAGCGACGUCGUCGUUGUACAAGCGAUGAAUAAUAAUUUUUUGCCAAAGCCACAGAGCCGUAGAGUCGUCCAAUCCGUGGACAACAACCAGGACCCAUACCCCCCCAUCCCAGUGGUAUAUGGCCAGGCACAGUGGUAACGAUUGCCGAUUUAAUGGCCAAUAAUUUUGGGGCGCCCAAUCGCCGGCCAUUCGCAUCGCAUUUACAUAUGUAACUAAACUGGCCAACAGGCAAACCCUGUCCAGAUGGUGGAAAUUACUUAUCGCCUGUCAUUUGGGGUAAUCGCUGUCCCACAUAUUAGGUUCGAUGAUGAGGCAAUCUUUAUGUCCACAGCAAGUUGUUGAUUGUGUGUCGAGUUGAUCUAUAUAGUCUCGAAUAAUAUCAGGAUGAGAUAUGAGUGGUUUUUAUUGCGCGACAACAGAUGUGUACAAAAGUGAGAGGGUAAUUUGACCAAAGGGCGUGCGAUUAACAUUAACAGUUUGUAGGUUUUUAUGGUUCUUACACAUUUGGCCUAAUAUUAUAUCCAUAGCUCAGCAAUAGCAAGAGCUAAUCUUAUAGAUAGUAUUCUUUAAAACUCAAGAGCUGGGCAAAAAACUAGACUUCGAACAAUAGAAUAGUUUUAAGAGCAAUCAUACUCAUUUAUACCGCCACUUGUUGUCAUUUUCCGCUCCUUGAAAACCCUUUGAGCAGCACUCCUACACAUUCAGUUUAAAAAAUCGGCGUGUCAUAACCCUUUUUCGGAGACAAUUGCCUCUUCUGGUGGAACCGAUUCCUACCCAUUGUACCCUGUGUGCCUCCAGAUUACCAUUGUUGUUGCUGUUGGUCAGGGUGUUGCUGCUGCUGCUGCUGUUGUUUGCGUGACGGAUAUUGCCUUGUCACUUGCAUGUACGAGAAAUGUUAAAACGUGGAGCCGCUUGGCUUGGGUUUCAUCGGCUUUUGCCUUUUUUCCUAGCUCUUUAGCCCCGCACAGCGAUGCGGUCCACUCCAGGUCCUCCGCUUCCCGCCACCCCCUGCUAGUUACCCCCCCUUUUUCCGACCGCAGCAACCGCAGAGCGGCAAUCAACGCACAGCUAUAGCAGUAACAACAGCUACGUUCAACCAGCCAUUGCUGAGUUUUUGUACCGUUCGAAAGUUGUGCUAAAAUUUAAUUAAUUUCGCAAUUUGCCUAGACGCUGUCGAUUGUAGAUUGUCAAUUGCAGGCUCGUCGACCAAUUUCUAUCUUUUCAGAGUGUCCCCCUUCAUGCUCCGCAUCGAUGUAUCGUCGAUUUGCGCUUUUUUGUGCUUCUGCAGUGGGGCUGCCGAAAAAUUAUGAUGAUUGCCAUCAUCAUCAUCAUCAUACCGCUCGCUGCACCGCUUACAUGUAUAGUAAUACCCAUAGACGAACCUCGUAAUACUCCACAGUAAGCGGGGGGCGUGGCGAAUGGGCGGCGAUUUAGCCAGAGCCAUUAUAAAUACCAAUUUAAUGAGCGCAACAUAUGCAACGGGCACAAACCAGGGGCGCUGGCCACCCGGAAAAAGGGGGGUGUGAAGCUACAGCGAACGUUUAAUGCGAUUACAUGGCAGCGGCACAUUUGUCAUCGGGGGUAGAGUCGCGCAGUAACGGGCGUACACUGAGCCAAAUUCGAAACGGACGGGGAUAAAUCACUGCGAUAACUCAAUAAGAAAUUAUUGAUGGGCUUAUCGUUGAAAAAGUUGCGGUUGAAACUGAACUUGGUUAUGCAGAAGUAUUAACAUGGUUUUCAAAAUGAAGGGGAUGUAUUUCGUAUUUUCUUGGCGUUAAUAUUAUAUUGAUUUAUAUAAUCGGGCUAUCAUUUGAAGGCAUUAAGUGAUGUAUUGAAAUAUGUAUGGUGUAUUUACCGAUUUAUUUAUGAUAGUUUAGAAUGCAAUGAAAGGACCUCUCUUUCAUGCACCUAUUUUCUGCAAGUGAUCUAACUUGUGCAGUGAAUUUUAUGUGCACUGCGCUGUGUGUUACAUUUUGAUUUAUGUAAGUUUUGUUCAUUUAUGAUGUUACAUUUCAUGCACUUUUUAUGGGCAGAUUUUUAAGCAGAUUAAAGGCAUGUUUCUUUUGACGAGAUUAAUUGACUGUUUAUGUAAGUUAAACCGAUUGAAAAGUGAUAAGGGCUCCAAGUGGCGCCCAGAGUUGAAUGCAAUAAUGUCUAAAUCCGUGAAAUAGUUCUCCUAAUAAGCGUAUAAUUGCGCAAGUGCAGUGGCACCCCGUGAACUUCAACUUCAACUUGAACUGCAACAAAUGCAAAUGGAAAUGAAUGCAGCUUGCAUCAGCAUCUGUGUCCGUGUCCGUGUGUCAGCUUAAACAAAUCAAGUCAAAUUACUGCAGUGCUAAACAACAACGAGCAGAGGAUGCAGAAGUAGAAUAUGUGGCACAAACAGCCAACGACGAAACGAAAUGUAACGAAGCACAACAAAGUGAAACUGGCGUACCAGCCGCAAGGUUUCGCAUCCGAAAGAUAGAUUUUGCUAUAGCAGAUGCUACUGCUACUGCUACUACUACUACUACUGCUACUGCUACUGCAGCCACGCCAAUUGCAUGGCCAGCGUGCAUAACUCCAGCUGGAUUGUCUCUGGUCUCUGGUCUCUGGUAUGGGGUCUGGUCUGCCGUCGUCCCUGGUACCUUCGCCCGUCCGUCGCAAUCUCUAUGGUUUUCGUCCGGCAUGCGGGCCACUGCAGUAACAGUAGCGCGCAGCACAGCGGUGGAAAUGGCAGUAAGAGGAGCUCCAGUCGCCGCUCAUUAAGUGCCACUCCACGACAGUUGUCGCUAAUGCCGCCGCACCGUCCCAGUUCCCCGGGUCAACGUAAAUUUGCAAAUAUUUGCUGGAAUCAGACGAGUGGAGCAAGUGCCACCAUGUGAAGCUGCUGCUUCAACUGCUGCUGCUGCUGCUGCUGCAAAAAGGGCUGAAAAAUUCCUGGCAUAUUUGCCCUGCGCGAGCGCAACUUGAGCUCAAAUGAGUGUUAGACGAACGAUGGUGCGGAUGGCGGGGAGAGACAGAGGAGGGCUUUGCAAAUAGGUCUGCCCUUCAGCCCCUGGAAAGUCCGUGCCCCGAAGAAGUUUGGCACUUUAAAUGCCAAAUGCCAGCCGGGAAACCACUCGCCACUAAUCCAGUCUCAGUCAGAGACCCACUACCAGUCGCAUUCGUAGUCCCAGUCAGACAGUCCCACAACCAGAGUCCAUCAUUCUCCAAACAGACCGAUGCAAUUAUCCCCGCCUUGCAAACCCACCUGAGGCCAUCGGUGAAUCUCUUUUUCAUUUCCUUUAUGGGCAACCGCAUAUGGUAUGGCCGUAGCAUAUAGUUAGUGCCGCCGCCCGCCCUCUUUGGAAAAUUUCCAACAAUUGUCAUAUUAUACUUUUAGGUUCUAUUCACUUGGUUCACUCCAUUGUCCUCCUGCGUUCACGUGGCCACUCCCUGGUUUCCCUUUUGAUAACCAUGUCGGCGAAGGGCGCCACUUGCACCCUGUGUACCUGCAGCUGCAACCUGAAAGGUUCCACGGCGAGGAGUGCUCAAAAGAUAUGGGAACUGGUUUAUUUUCGGACCAGUAUUACUUAUUUAGGAGCAUUCCUUCUGAAAUCAAUACCAAACACUUUAUAUUCUAAAUAUAUAUAAAGUCUUUUACACUUAUAGAAAAUAUGCAUAUGAGUAUGUGGAGUCUAUAUGAAUUUCUGAGUAAUUUGAUAACUUCUCGGCGUUUCACUUGGAGAUGGGUAGCCCCCAAAUUUGGGUCACCUUUUCAGGGUGGCAUCCUUGUAUUGCAAGUUUUCGUUUGCUAUGAUCAAUUUUAUAAGCAGCUAAUUGGGUCUUCAAUUUCGGUUUGGAGGUCAGGUUAGAUCAAUUUUUUAAUGGGAGAGCCCAUUCCACUUUGUUCCACCGCAUAUGAGAACAUUCGAGUUGGUUGACAGCCAAGUGUGAGAACUUUUUAUGGCCUCUACGGGGGGUGACCACGAUGAAUAGAAUAUAUUUUACCACUUAGGAUGGGGUCAUCUCAUGGUGGGAGAAAGUCUGGCCAUUUGGCUAACUGUAAAGGUGUCUCCACAUGGCAGGGUCACCCCAUAAAUGGGGUCACCAGCACCAACAAAUAUUUUUAAGACAUUUAAAGGCAUUUGCAAGGUGUCAACUCUCUUGACUUGCCCAAAUGUUCAAAAAAAAAGAACAUUCCAAUCCAUGCCGAAAUAAGAAAUCAUCCCUUCUUGAGCUUCUUGAGCAACCCUCGCGUGGACUAGGAUCAAAACUGCCGGGGUUUUAACUUCGAAGCAGGGCGGUUAAUGACCAUUCAUUGUCUUACCUGACCCACUUGUUCCACUGCCUCCCGAGUUACGAGUUUCGAGUUCCUUUGCGCCCGGUGAGUCAGAGCCUUGGUGUGUAAUUUGUAUUUAAAAUGCAACAAACCAUAAUUUUAAAGUUGCCGCUGUGCGUGCAGUUUGUCAAAAAGGCAGGAUGGCUGGCAUGAUGAUGAAGUGGAGAAGCAGGCAACCUGCGGUGCGACUGAAGAAACGGAAUGAAAUUAUUAAGUAUUUGCCUGGCCCGGCAGUUGGAGAAACAAAGGCCAAAGCUUUUAAAUAUUUAAUAAGUAUACAAAAAUUGAGGAGCCCGAAUGGAGAGGGAGAGGGAAUCGCAGGGACAUUUGCCUGUUGUUGAGUCAUGUCAAUUGACUGACUGAGUGCCCCGCUGUGGCGGGAGAAUUGGAUGUGGGAAGUGGGUAUGGAAAUGGAAGUGGCAGUGAAGGUGAAUGUGGAAGUGGAAUCAAUACCAUGGAUGGCCGCCUGCAGGGUUCCCGAGUACUUGUAAGGAUAUACACACACUCUCUGACGUACUAACGGUGACAAUAAAUGAGUAAAAAUGACUUCAACGAAACGAAAAUGAAACGACACAGCGACGAACGGACGGACGGACGAACGAACGGACAGACGGACAAAAUCUGUCAUCAACACGCCGGCAGUGAAGAGCAAAAGAUACGAACCGAGCCUGGAUACGACGAGGCACUCACAGAUACCCACGCACACCCAUGCGGCAGCCAUGAAAUUUGAUACGAUGCGUGUGCGUCACUUCGAGUGUAAACGAAGGGUGGUGCAGAGAUGGUGCGGGGGCAGAAGGACACAGGACACGGUACAGACCAAAGAAAUUUCCAUUUAACAAUAUCGGUCGCCUGUUCUUGGGCAUUUUCCCAAAAUAGUGAUUUAAGCUUUUAAAUUGAAGCUGAAAAAUAUGUCUUCUGGAUGCCGUUGUAUUCAUAUCAAAGUUGACUUAAAGGCAUCACUCCAAAUGUCCAAACAAGGGUGGUUCGAUGGGUUACGACCUCCAGAUUAAUAGAGCUCCAAAUUUUUAUUUGGUUUGCUGCGCCUGCCAGUCCUCAAAGAUAUUUACUUUAUGCCUCGUCUAAGAAUUAAUAAAGAAUAACUUGAUUUAUGUACAGCCAUGGGCGCGGGUUGGAGGCCUAGACUUCCGCUUUAUUGGCCAGACAUAUUCGUAUGACGGAAUGAAAGUACUUUGUGGUUAUGUUUCAUUUAUGCUGUUGUUUUUAUUGAGCCUGGCAAAAUAUGAACCAUUAAUGGCCUUUUAUUGUUAUUAGCAGCUAAACUGCGGGGUUUCCUUGCCUCGGCAGAGUUAACCAUAAUUUUAGUGCGUUGCUAUGUCACAAGGAAGAGAAAUUAUGAUUGUGUAAAAGACAUUUUCAUUAUGAUAUUCCCUUGGUUAUGUUAUUAUGCCGUUUUCUUAUGUUAUUAAUUUGGCGAAAUGAUGCAUUUUUCUUGACGAUUUGUUUACCUUGCUUUUGAGAUUACUUGAGGGCUAUAAUUUUUGGAAUACCCCUAUGCCGCUCUAGGACUCAGGUUUCCACAUUUACUCGUCAACCUUCUGACUCCAGGGGCGACUCCCGUGGCUGGUGAAAUUUACAACCUUACCUGUCCUAAUCCCGGUGAUGCAGCAGCAUGCUCGCAGCAACAUAUUUCACUUCUCCCGGCGAGAACAAUGCGAAGGCUUUUAGGGGCAACGAGGAAGAUGCUCCGCUCUACCUGACCCGAAAUCCGGAAAACAAAAGCCGGAGCAGAAACAAAACAACAAAAACAGCAACAACAGCAUCGCAGAGAGCUCAACUGCAACACGCAUUGCACCUGGGAUUCUGGUGGUAUGGAAUGGUGCGAUGUGGUGUGGAGUGGUGUGCAGUGGAAUGGCAUUGGGAUUGGACAGGGGAUUGGGUGGACCUAGCGCACGCCUCAGAUUCUUUCCCUUUCGGCUUUUUAUGGAUUUGUGAAACAUUUUAUAACUUUACAUGGAAAUGAUGUGUGUACGCGAGUGUCGCAGGUGGGGCUGUUUAUUAUGGUAACCUCGAAAACAAGUUGAAACCGGAGACAGGGCGACAAACUAAAUAAUGCCCAGCAUUGUGUUUGUCCAUUUCGAUGAUGAGCCCACACAGACGAGAUAAAGAUAAAUACGAGAUAAAUGAAGAUUGCGUUUGGGCACUCGAGGCGCCAUUGUAAUAAUAAAGCCACCAAAAAUAUAAUAAUAAAAUCCAAGCCUAAAUCAAAUAGAGCAUAAUCUGCUUUGGAGACCCGGACCCGUACACUUGAUCGUCAUCAUCACUUGUCGCUUGGGGAAGGCAGAUCAAGAAAACGAAAAUGAUACGAAACGCAACGCAAAUGAAAAUGAAAAUGAAAACGAAUGCGUGGCACAAAUUGAAUCUGAUUGUUCAAGUAGUCGGAGUCUCGGUCUCUGUAUCAAAUGUAAAUCAGUGACUGGCAUCCAAUCCAUCCCCCUGCACUCGCUUUAUUCAAAUUCAACUCAAAAACAGCUGCUAUACUUCAUUACCAUAAGGUUUGCCUUGGCCAGCACUCCCAAUUCCAAUCCCAAUCCCCAGUGCCACAUUUCCGAGACCAAACCGACCCGACCCGAGCUCCCCUCUUGGUCCGACAUGCAAUUUGAUGUGUGAUUAUGCCUUUUUGUUGCUUAUCAAAAUGAAAAUUCAAAUUCAACUAUAACAGCACAUUGUUUACAACGCCCCCGAACCCCUUCUGUGCACCCUCGAAAGCAUCCCAAACAAAACCCAAACACAGCAAAAGCAACAGCAACAGCAACAUCACAUCAACGGCAGCAACACUUGGAGAGCUGCAAAAGUGACACUUCCAAGAGAUUAAAGUGACAUGUAGUGGUCCGUAUAUUCAGGCUAUAUAGCUACGGAUAGCGGCGGAUAGCGACGGACUGUCUGCCGAGGAGACGGACCCGCUGCCAACACCUUCCAGCACUCGAAAGUGAGGAGAAUGGAGAAAGUGGGGGCGUGCAGGGGUAUUACGAGUCGAGUACGAGUAUUUGUUGGGCUCUAUGCAUAGAUUAAUAAAUUAUAAGCCGCUUCUUUGAAUGGAGUCGCUCUGAUUACACUCACAGAAAUUGGGUGAAGAGCGGAGCUUACUCGCUAUUGAGUAACACGAGUUGCGCUCUGUCAUCAAAUCAGUUUAAUCAAAGGUUAGUGGAAACUCAAUGGACAAAGUGAGAUGCGAAAAGAACUGAUCAAUCACCAGACAGGCCAAAAGGUUCAUUGAAUUUAAAUUCGCAUAAAUAUAUAACAAAUGUUCCAAUAGUAGUUAUAUUUGCGAAUUGUGGGGAAUGUAAUUACAUUUUAAUUGAUUUGAUAAGAAUUUAUGAUAAAUCCAUACAAAUAUUAGCUUAAAAGCUCGCAAUUGAAAAUUAGUUUUAAUGUGAUCACCGAUGCCGUAGGAUGUAUACAAAUCUAAAGUUAAUACUUACUUUCUGGAUAGCCACGCAAUUGGUCAGCAGAAUAUCUACCAUGGUCGAGUUUACAAAUAUAAAGUGCGAGGCAGUGGAUAAGGAAUUUUGCACUUUUGAACAUUGCCAAAUAAAAUCGGUCAACCGGACAUAUAAGUACCUCUCCGUUAAAGCCAAAAUCCUGCAGUUACCGAUAACCAAUGCCAAGGUAAAUGGUGCACUGUACCAACGACUCAAUGGAUACAAGCCCUUUCUGUACAAUAUAACAUUGGAUUGUUGCAAAUUCGUCAAGAAUCAGAAGUCCAAUCCCGUUGCUAGUUUCUUUUACGACACCUUCAAAGAAUUUUCCAACAUAAAUCAUUCAUGUCCCUUCAAUCAUGAUAUAGUACUGGAUAAACUAACUGCAGAGUCUAUAAAUCACCGUGUGACUAGAAUUCUACCUUUUCCGGAGGGGCAGUAUAUGCUCCAAUUAAACUUUAAUGUUUCUGGCAUCAAUCGAGUUAUAUUAAAGAUUUAUUUAGCACUCUCAUAAUACCUCAAAGCACUGAAGAUAAUCAAAUGUAUUACAAUAAAAGCUUGUGAGGCGAAAGGGAAGUUACAUGUAUGUAUUACGAAAUAUAUUAACUUGUGGUUGAAAAUGUGUUCUAAAACGUGUCUAUCUAAUUUGUUGAAUUAGCUGGGCUUUUUUUCAGUGCACCUUUCGCUACCCUGUUCGCUUUCUUUUCCACUCAACUCCUGGGGGAAAACGACUGUCGGUCCCCAGAGCAUAUGUACGCCCCGUCCUCUUGGAUCCCCAUGCCCAUCCCCAUCCCCAUCCCCAAUGCCAUCCAUCCAUCUGAUUUUCCUACCCCGCCCCCGCAUCAGAAUGUGAACGUGAACGUGAAUGUGAAUGUGGAGCAAUUAAUGUUUGUGUUUUGUCAUUUCAAGCCCGACAUUGCCCGCUGCUGCUGCUGCUGCUGCUCCAUCUCGUCUUGAUGGGGAUGCUGUUUUUGUUGUUCUUACAUUUUAUGCGCAUAAUUAAGUCGGUGUAUCCGUAAAAGUAUGCGACACUUCCGGCUUGGACAACUGUCGACGAGAGUCCCUAUUGGAACUGGGCUUUGUACUGCCUUUUCCUCUGAUUUUAUUAUUAUUUCUUUUGCCCCCGGCUUUUGCAUUGUAAUACAAUUCAUUGAGCAUUGAGCACUGCGCAUUGGAGCUCGGAACUCUUUCUUUUCGACAUAUUCCUCAGCAUGGCAGGGGUGUGGGAAGAAAAGAAGCUGCGGAAAUGCCAAAGCACAAAUGGGGAAAGAUGAUGAUCGGAUCAUCAGCGUGGAGAAACGCUGAGAAGGAAAUUGGGAAAAUAUUUUGAUGUGCUGUAAAUUGUCGAUUAUAUCGCAGGUCCCCACGUCAAGAGAUACAAUCUCGAUUAUCUACGCUUGAAAUUACCAUUUACAUUUGACAGAUCUUUCCUGUUCUCAGUCCGUAAUUGAUAUUCGCCUUUGUAUCUUCUUUGUUUUAAUGAUAAUUAUCAUUUAGAGCCUAUGAAUAGUAUAAUUAUGGGUCUCCUCAUUCUUUGACAUUCCGUUUCUGUUUUAUUUCAACUUUUAACAUUUCAACUUUAUACAUCCAUAAUCGUUGGAUACUUGAGCACUAAUUGAGGCUCUCAUGUCUGGGCAUCGAAAUUGGCUUGCCCCACAAUGGCUGCCCAUCGAAAAGUAUAUGUUUUCGGUGAACCUGCUUUGGGGAGUGGGCACAAAUGCCGAAUAGUUGUCUGGGUCUUCAUCUUCAUCGUCAUCUCCAGCUCCAUCUGAUAUAUUGAUUGUUUGCACUUUGUUUUUCCGUUUCUGCUAUGUCAACUGUUUUUUCCCCCCACCCGUACUUAUUGUGAUUUUUUUGUGCUCCCAUUGAUUAAGACCCCCGACAUUUACUCCAUCUGCAGAGCGACAUGUUUGACUUUGGCCACGCUGACUUCAGCUUAAUCCCUCGGUGGGCGAAGCGGGCAGAACUUUGAUAUGGCUUAUCUCUGUGUCUCGAGAUGGCUGUACAAGAGCAGAGCGAUUUUGACACAUGUCAUAGGCAAUGGACAAACAGAGACCACCUCCCCAAGUGGGAUUCGCUUUCCAACUACUGCAGCUCCACUCCACUCCAUUCCACUGCUCGUGUAAGCCACAAAAAAACAAAUCACUUGGGGGCAACCCCUCCAUCUGGUCCGCGUGGCUCCCUCCCCCGACUACCCACCCAGUGGCAUUAUUUGAAUUAAGUGCAUACUUAAGCGUAAUUUAUUGGAAAAUCCACAAGAGCCUCCAGGCGGCUCACUUGGCUCGGUUUGAGCUGGGCGCCUCCAUCUCCAUCUACAGCUCCUCCAUCCAUCUACCAUAAAUCUAUUGUUUCAGUUGGUGCGAGGUCGCGUCAUUAAUCUGCAGACGACUCUCUUAGUCCAGUCGAAGAUUUCUGAGCGCCAGAUGACAUUCUAUCUAUGUGUGUCUCGGGUGUAUUUGUGCUGGGCUAUUUGAAUAGUUCUCUGACAAACUCCGCUCCACUCUUCCACACAUCUUAUCUCCUGGUGUCCGACCAAAAGGCAGUAGAAAGAGUGCUGAGUGGGUGGAAACAUCAUUGAAGUUGGUACAAUGUGCGGAUGGGAUGUUUAUUGGGAUCGGGAUUUCUGCAAACGACAUCGAUUUCAUUAAAUAUGCCAAGUGCCCAUUCUAAAGUCGUGUUAACGGUCAUUGCUUAUGCAUUAAAGUAAUCAUUUCUGCUAACAAUAAAAGGAAUAAUCAUCAAAUCACUGAAAUGGGCCACCAUUAGUGUGUUGAAUGGGAAAUUAAAUUUUAAUGCAGCACAUAUUUUAAUUACUUCUAAACAAAUAUCUACAGAGAAUGCACACAAAUAUGCAUUGGUUUUCAUUUUUUGAUUGAAAGAGAAAAAUUAGAUUAUAUAUUAAUCUUGUGUGAAAUUUGAAACACAUUAAUGGUUGGAAAUUCUAACAUUUUGUGGUAUACAAGCAUUUUGCUAGUAUUUCCAGGUAGAAUGUUAGUUUAAGAUGGAAUUUAUGUGCAUUAGGCCUCACUUAUUUAUUUAGUUCGCAUUCUAACUGGAAAUUUCCCAAUUUGCGUUGCCCAUUUAAUUUGCAAACACAAAUCACUUUCCUGUUAUAACUCUGUUCCAAAUUGAUAUUGAGUGCUUUGGAUUCUUCUUGGUAUCAAAUUAUUGUUGUUUUCCUACCCAAGCUUAAUUCGUUGGCACUCUAGACCAAACGUCCACUUGCCAUUUCCAGUUUAGAGCGACUUGGAAGCAGGCCUACUACUGCGACCACUCCACCGGAUUCUUAGUCUUCCACAUCUUGGGCACAAGAAGAACGAGUUAUUGGCAUGCAUUGAAUUUGCUUCGGAAUUUGCUGGGCUAUGGGGGGCGUAGGGAUUGGGG
This is a messenger RNA of Drosophila yakuba, 14059 nucleotides long. RefSeq lists its product as uncharacterized. Bases 10650 to 11189 code for a protein of 179 amino acids. Lineage: Eukaryota; Metazoa; Arthropoda; Insecta; Diptera; Drosophilidae. The record is from RefSeq and is a predicted model, not a curated record. The transcript is spliced from 5 exons.